AUGUCGGGCGGCGGCGGCGCGGGGCUGAUGUCGUGCGUGCGUGAGGGCUCGCUGGAGCCGCCUUACCGACCGCCGCACGCCGACAACCACACACAUGGCGAAGGUCGCACUGGUCGGUUUCUGCGCGGCUUGCGCCGUAUGUUCAAGCGGCGACGCGUGGACAGCUCUCCGGACCCUAAAAGCAGUUCUACCAGCGAACUACUUGAUGCUGAACGGCAGACCAGGAGAAAAGAGGGCAUCUACAGCAGUGGUCUGUCAGUGUCUCACGACUCCGUGUUCACUGGCGAGCGAUCUGGCGACGAAUCGAGCGACGAAAGACCGACUCCUGCGCAUCCUUUGGCCGUUGCCACCUCACACAGGGCGGAGCUAGUAGCAGCAGUUCGUCGGCGCGGAAGAGGUGACAGCGAUGACGAUGAGGACCUGGGUCUACCGCGGAGUCCGCCCGCAUCACCACCAACUGAUAAGGCUGACAAGGUAGGUUUAUAUAUAUGGUCCAAAAUGGAGAUUAAAAAAAAACAGUCCGACGUCAAUGAUAGCCAGUUCCUUAGCUAUUUUUCUAUCUCUAGCUAA
Messenger RNA from Pieris macdunnoughi, 570 nucleotides. The record is from the annotation of a GenBank genome assembly. Lineage: Eukaryota; Metazoa; Arthropoda; Insecta; Lepidoptera; Pieridae.